CUGGGCGCCGGCACAGCGGUCUCUGGCGUCACAGUCGCUGCACAUUGUGCUCUCAUAACGCAGCGACAGCAGUCGCAACGCCCAGAGCAUCGGUGCUGCGGCCGCGCGACGCCAGCACCCCAUUUGGCAAAACACUGCCACAGCACAAAUGAACCGCCCCAAGUCCUACGCGAGAUUACAGAAGGAGGCCGAGGAGGGGAACGAACGCCUGCCCGAGAAUCAUGGGUAUGGCGGUUCAAAAGUGUCGGCGCGACCCGCGAAGCGCGCACGCGUCCAGGUGGAAGAGCACGAGGACAUUGCACUAAGAAAGGAGGACGAGAAGUCGCUGCACGCCAUGGGUUUGGAUGCCAACAAACUCCGAGAAAUAAGAAGCCAGUACGGCUCCGAAGAGCGCGGCGGCGCCGAGCGCAUCGCGGACGCCCGACCCGCGCAUAGAAAGCGGUCCUCUACAAGAUGCCGACCCCUCCAGGACUGCGGCGCCACCCAAGGGAGUGAUGAGGGCGCCAAGCUCUUCUGCCUCGACUUCGCGCGGGGGCGGUGCCCCGACGGCCCUCAGUGUACUCAUAGACAUGAGAUCCCGAGGCCGCGCGACGACGAGGAUCUCGAGAUCCUGAACGAGGACUACGACAUCUUCGGGAGGAAACGGAGUCUGUUGACGAGCCACUGGGAGCGGCACCACGGCAAAAAGGAGGAAGGGGCCAACUCGUUGCGGUUGACGGCGCUGUUCGUGACUGGGUUAAGGGCACCGGCUCGACAAAGGACGGAGCUCUGUGGAGGAAGAAAAGGUAGUGGAGCGAAGUCGAUCGCGGGCGAUCUUGACAGUGCGGUACGAAAAGCGUUCGGGGCCUUCGGGGAAGUGGUCGAGACGCGCGUCGUGUUGGAUAGUGUGCGGGGCCACAAGUGCACCGUCGCUUAUAGCUCUAGGUCGGCGGCGGAAUUCGCCAAGGAGGCCAUGACCGGCCAGUCGCUGCGGCCGGACGGCGGCGAGCUCGUGCAGGUCCGCUGGGCGAAGGAGCAGGCGUCGACGUCCGAGACGGGGAAAUUUAGUUUUGUGGACGUCCACGCGGGAAGGGCUCAACCGACGCCGCCCGCGGAAUCGCUGCCCGAGGGCUGGUGCAGCACGUACGACGCGGCGUCGCGUCGUACGUACUACCACGACGAGGACGGGUCCCACGUGACGUGGGCGCGGCCGACGGAGCGGGCGCCCUCCGUUGCCCACCUUCCGCCGCUGCCGCCGGGCUGGCGGCGGCACUUCGACGCGGCGCGCGGCUGCGUCUACUACCACAACGCGGCGUCCGACGCGACGACGUGGGAUCGGCCCUCUUAA
Pelagomonas calceolata is the source of this 1327-nucleotide messenger RNA. Lineage: Eukaryota; Pelagophyceae; Pelagomonadales; Pelagomonadaceae. The record is from the annotation of a GenBank genome assembly.